Molecule: messenger RNA, 441 nt
Organism: Chenopodium quinoa (quinoa)
Lineage: Eukaryota; Viridiplantae; Streptophyta; Magnoliopsida; Caryophyllales; Amaranthaceae
Product: trigger factor-like
Exons: 2
Coding region: 1-441 (146 amino acids)
Source: RefSeq, a predicted model, not a curated record
AUGCCAUAUGAUCAGGUGAUUCAAGAUAAGCCAAAUGAUGAAAUAAUGUUUGCUUUGGCAAUGGGCCCAUCUAAGAGAGUGCGUACUUGGAGCCAAUUCUAUGUGAACGGAUACAAACUCCAAACUUUUGGCCAUGGAAAACAGAAGUUAACCAUGAAUCAUGGAGUAAGCGUAUCCAAUGAAGAUGGUGGAGAUUAUUUUGAAACCACUGCUGACAUUCCAACUCUUUGUGCUCCGGAUGACAUUCUAGACUAUGAAGGUGAUGAAGAUGGAGUUGGAGAUUCGAAUACUGAUGAUGAAGUGUUGCCCGAUGCCCCUCCAGAUGAGUCCAGUUUCGAAUCUACUGAUAGUGACGACGAGGAUGAGGAUGACGGAUUUUGGGAUGACGAUACUGAUGAUGAUCUUAAUGCUGAUGGGGAGGGUGAUUCAACUGAGAUUUAG